AUGGCAGACAAAGUAAAGCAGGAAGGAAACUCCCCGCCGAAAGACUCCAUCUUGACCCUCCAGGGAGAAUCCAACUACGCCUCUUGGCUUCAAUCUCUCAUUCACCAUAUCGGCCCUGAAAACUGGAAGAUCUUGAUGGAAGAUGAACCACGCUACGACCUCUUUCCCUACGCUACCUUUGCUUCCCUUACCGCUGAAGCUCAUAACGUUCAUGCACCAGAUUACAAAUUCUCAGCCCUUGAAAGUUCAACUGCACCCAUCAGUAGUCAAAUCUACUUGCUCGAGGAUACCAGAUGUCAACAGCGGGAAAAGGCCUUCUCAGCCCUGUGGGCCACUCUCAACGACGAAGCCAAAGACCUCAUUCGAAACGUCUCCAGCCCUUCCAAGGCUUUCAAGAAGCUCCGGCUUUUCUACAGUAAACCGAUACACCAGACUACAGCCGCACGAUGGUCCAAAUGGACCAGCUUUACGAUUCACCGCCGACCUUCAUCCGUGCGAAUUCGUGCGCCGUUUUUGGCAAAAUACCUGCAAGAAGUCGAGGAAAUUAGCGAUAAGCUUGAUCAGAAAGCCGUCUUUGCGCAAUUUGUCAGCGCCAUCUCCGGGACCGAUGACCACUUGAGCCCCAUCGCCAAUUUCCUCAACGAGAUGCACGUCGAUUUGAAAAAUCCGGCGUUGAUGCCGCAGGUGUGUCACGCUUUUGUACAACAUGCGAUGAAGGUGCCUGCCGCGGUGGCCCCCCCGGUGACACGAAGAUUACCUUAUUGGGGUAAACCCAAGAAUUUUUUCAGAAAGUCCGAGUACUGUCCGUUUCACAAACGUAUGGUCAAGCAUUCUCCGUCGGAAUGUUUCCUCGGCCAGAGAGUUGCAGGGCAGGUGCAGAGAUCUGCUGCACUGACUAACGACACUGGCAACGACCUCCCGAGCAGAAAGAGACCUCGAGUGGAGGCUCACGAGUCGAUCCGACACCCCAGCCAUAUGAAGUACUCUGGUCGACGGUGUUGA
Molecule: messenger RNA, 1002 nt
Organism: Penicillium oxalicum
Lineage: Eukaryota; Fungi; Ascomycota; Eurotiomycetes; Eurotiales; Aspergillaceae
Exons: 1
Coding region: 1-1002 (333 amino acids)
Source: RefSeq, a predicted model, not a curated record